AUGGCGGCACAACAGACUAUCAUCGCCGAGACGAUACGCGGCAUGAAGCUGGCCAUGCGCCGCCGCGACACGGAUUCGGAUUCAGACACAACCAUCACCCAGCCCACCAACCGCGGCAACAAGCUCAAGCGCAAUGCCCGUCAUGUGCGCGAAGGCCGUCUCGAUACUACACAUGGCCGCAGCUACAAGAAGCGUGUCGACUACGCUGGCUACGACCGCUACAUCCUCAAUGAGAACCCGCUCCGCUUCGACGACGACGGCGAUUUGAUUGACGAUGACGAGUACGACAAUGAAGACGAGGACAACCCUGAUCAAGAGGACAACCCAUGGGCGGCCACAAAGCUGGAAGAACUACUCGCUCCCUUGACUUCAGCCGCCGAUCUGGCCGAACACCCCUCUCUCUCUGUGCCCUUCCUCUCGAGGCCCAUCAGCGAGAUGGCUGAGAACGCUCGCCAGGCUAUGCACCGCGAAAAGCAGACUCUGACACACAUCAAACAGCUACUGUUGAGGUUGCGCGGCGACGAUCACUGGAUUCCCGUUGGCAAGCUCGAGUCAGAACACGACAUGAUGCUAUUGGACCCCUCGGCCGCUCCUGUUGAAGACUCAAUGUCGACCACCAUGCCCCCCGAGACUCAUGCCAUAGACCACUACAGACCUGACCCUACAACACAAACACAAACACAAGCAGACCCGUCACAACAAAACGGCACCCAGCCGGACGGCCUCAAUCUUCAGAAUCCCUCAAACACCCUUCCGUCGCCAGAUGCCUCACCCGAGGGUUUGACUCAACACGCAAUGACGACUCGACGUCAAGCCCGCACCUCUCCCACACCCGAUCCUAACUUCCCUUCCUCGUCACCCGCUCCGUCGUCUUUACCUUCAAUACACGGCUUCUUCCACGUUCCAGAUUCAGCACUACCAGACCGCGACUAUGGUCUACCUGCAACUGAGGCUGAUGAUACACGCCGAUUAUUACUUCUCUACUGUCAGAAACAAGAACAAGUCGUUCGCGAGUCGGAACAAAUGCUCGAAGGUUUACUCAAAGCAGACCGCAUGAGAAAGGACGUUUGGCGCUGGUGCAAGACAGAAGGUCACGCAGGCGAAAUGAGCGAUGGCGAAGAUUGGUACGACAUGGACGAAUGGAACCUCAGCGCCCCAUUACAAAAGGGCAAAGAGGAGGAAGAAGUGGAAGAUGAAGGCAGAGUAAAAGGAAGACGAAGACGCGGUGCACAGCACUAG
Messenger RNA from Aureobasidium pullulans EXF-150, 1239 nucleotides. RefSeq lists its product as uncharacterized. The record is from RefSeq and is a predicted model, not a curated record. Bases 1 to 1239 code for a protein of 412 amino acids. Gene Ontology annotation, cellular component: cytosol; Rpd3L complex. The transcript has a single exon. NCBI's taxonomy places the organism in Eukaryota, Fungi, Ascomycota, Dothideomycetes, Dothideales, Saccotheciaceae. Gene Ontology annotation, biological process: negative regulation of rDNA heterochromatin formation; negative regulation of silent mating-type cassette heterochromatin formation.